AUGUACGGCGAAGCUGCCAACAAGCUCGUCCAAAACGCAAAACGUACCCAGGCACUGCCCCACCUCCCUCCCUACGCCAGCGAACUCGUGCGCAGCAUAACCCGCGAAGUACGCGACCUUGACAAGGACGUAUCCAACAUACUAGCUCCCUACAGCGGCGCGUUCAACCCCAGCGCCGCACCCGAGACAGCUUGCGCUCUGCUCGUCAAUCACCUUUGCAUGCGGAGGAAUAAACGGUGCCUACUAGCAUAUCACAGGGUACGAAGUGACAAGUUGGAAGGAUAUUGUUGGGAGGGCGUGGAUGUCUUGGAGUCACAGAAUGUACAAGGAGGGAGAGCAGGGGCUGGUGGAGAGGGAGCGAAGAAGGACGAGAGCAGUCUAAGCCCGGAAGAGGAAGAGUACGUUAGGCAAUACAGCGAUCUACUUGCUGCGUACAAAGGGCAAUGGACGGAUAUUGAUCUCACGGGGAGUUUGGAGCCGCCGAGGGAUUUGUUCAUUGACGUCAGGGUGUUGAAAGAUGCAGGGGAGAUACAGACGGAGUAUGGGUCCAUCACCCUAACGAAGAACAGCCAGUUUUACGUGCGGCACGGUGACGUAGAACGGUUGAUUGCGCAAGGGUAUCUUCAGCGGCUGAGCUAACUUCAGCUUUACCCGUACUGAAGCAUGAGCGUUCGAACGACACAUGGCAAGCAUGUAGUGUGAUAAAGGACUCAUGACACAACUAGAAUCUCCACGAGGUUCGGAACUUAGCCCUUGGUCUAGAUUGCCGAGCCACGUGGAUACGCAAAGGG
This is a messenger RNA of Cucurbitaria berberidis CBS 394.84, 791 nucleotides long. RefSeq names its product DNA replication complex GINS protein psf1. Gene Ontology annotation, biological process: DNA strand elongation involved in mitotic DNA replication; DNA replication. NCBI's taxonomy places the organism in Eukaryota, Fungi, Ascomycota, Dothideomycetes, Pleosporales, Cucurbitariaceae. Gene Ontology annotation, cellular component: GINS complex. The coding region runs from base 1 to 639 and encodes 212 amino acids. The transcript is spliced from 3 exons. The record is from RefSeq and is a predicted model, not a curated record.